This is a messenger RNA of Symsagittifera roscoffensis, 2838 nucleotides long. RefSeq names its product coatomer subunit gamma-2-like. Lineage: Eukaryota; Metazoa; Xenacoelomorpha; Acoela; Convolutidae. The transcript is spliced from 8 exons. Bases 12 to 2681 code for a protein of 889 amino acids. Gene Ontology annotation, cellular component: endoplasmic reticulum-Golgi intermediate compartment; endoplasmic reticulum; Golgi membrane. Gene Ontology annotation, molecular function: structural molecule activity. Gene Ontology annotation, biological process: organelle transport along microtubule; intracellular protein transport; intra-Golgi vesicle-mediated transport. The record is from RefSeq and is a predicted model, not a curated record.
AGUCUGUUAACAUGAAAUUCAAGUCGGAUAAAGAUGAUGAGCUCUCUGGAGGAAAUCCGUUCCUCAGUCUCGACAAAUCGACCGUGUUGCAAGAGACCAGGAGCUUCAACGAGACUCCAAUCAACUCCAGGAAGUGUGUCUCCAAACUAACCAACUUGCUGUACGUUUUAAAUCAGGGCGAAGCGGUGUCGACGCCUGAAGCUACUGAUGCUUUCUUCUCGAUGACCAAGUUGUUUCAGUCUACGGAUCCGAGCAUAAGAAGGAUGUUGUUCCUGGCUAUUAGGGAGCUAGCCAACUUGGCACAGGAUGUGAUCAUCGUGACUAGUAGUCUGACUAAGGAUAUGACGGGACCUGUCGAAGCUUUCAGAGGACCUGCAAUUCGCGCACUAUGUUCCAUUGCCGACAGUGGAAUGCUCCAACAAAUAGAGCGAUACAUGAAACAAGCAAUCGUGGCAAAGAGUCCCCACGUGGCAUCCGCAGCUCUGGUCUCCACUCUCAAAAUGUACCACAUGAACCCAGAUGUCGUGAAACGAUGGGUGAACGAAGCCCAAGAGGCUCUCAAUUCGGAUAAUGUCAUGAUCCAGUUCCAUGCUUUGGGUCUCCUUUACCAGAUCAAAAAGCGAGAUCAGUUGGCUGUCAGCAAACUGGUUGCGAAGCUCAGUCGGUCUUCGUUGCGUUCACCAUACGCAUGUUGUUUGCUAAUUAGGGUGGCGUUUAACUUGAUUGAAACCAGUGGCGAGGGAACUGGUAGUCAGUUCUUUGAGUUCAUCGAGAACUGUCUUCGACACCGCCACGAGAUGGUUAUUUACGAAGCUGCGCAUGCCAUGGUAAAUAUGAAUGGAAUCACAGCCAAGGAUUUGGCCCCUGCUGUUUCGGUUCUUCAACUUUUUUGCAGCUCGCCAAAGCCGACGUUGAGGUUCGCAGCUGUCAGGACCCUAAACAAGAUUGCUAUGAAUCAUCCAGCCGCUGUGACAGCGUGUAAUUUGGACCUGGAGAACUUGAUUUCGGAUAGUAACCGAAACAUAGCUACAUUGGCCAUAACUACGCUUUUGAAAACAGGAAAUGAAUCGAGUGUUGAUCGACUAAUGAAGCAAAUCACUUCCUUUAUGACUGAAAUUUCGGAUGAAUUUAAAGCGGUAGUGGUGGAUGCGAUCAAGGCGUUGUGCCACAAGUUCCCGCGCAAACACGGGAUCUUGUUGAACUUCUUGGGAUCCAUGCUGAGGGAUGAGGGCGGCUACGUGUACAAGAAGUCAAUCAUAGAUGCCAUUGUGGGGAUAGUGGAGGAGAAUAUGGAUGCUAGGGAGACAGGCCUUGCCCAUCUGUGUGAGUUCAUUGAGGACUGUGAGCAUGAUGUGCUGGCCACUCGCAUUCUCCACCUCCUCGGCCGAGAGGGGCCUAGAACUGCACAACCAUCCAAAUACAUCAGGUUCAUCUACAACCGGGUGUUGCUGGAGAAUCCGGCGGUGACGGCGGCUGCAGUGAGUACUCUGGCCAAAUUCGGAGCAACCUGCGAGGACCUGCUGCCCAAUAUCAUCACUCUGCUCAAAAGGUGUCUCAUGGAUUCCGAUGACGAAGUUCGAGACCGAUCGACCUUCUACUUGAGCAUUCUGGAGCAGAAGGACCGAGCUCUAAACUCCAAGUACAUUCUGAACACGAUGAGUGUCUCAAUUGGCGGGCUGGAAAAGGCACUGACCGAGUAUGUUCGAGACUCCUGCGAGCAACCGUUUGACAUGAAGAGCGUCCCGGUUUCUGCUCAGCCCCUGUCGGAACAAAGCGUCCAACCAAAACCCACUUUGCAACAAGUUGCUGCUUCGGAUCACUCGGGAGGUUCAUCUGGUGCUGGAAAAGCGGACGCGGUGGGAAUCACUGGAGCUGGUCGGCAGGAGAUUUACGCGGAACAGCUGGCAGCUGUUCCGGAGUUUGCAGCCCUCGGACCCCUUUUCAAGUCUUCGGAUAACGUGGAGUUGACUGAAGCGGAGACGGAGUAUGUGGUCCAAUGUGUCAAACACACAUUCAACGACCACAUUGUGCUGCAGUUCAACUGCACCAAUACAUUGCAGGAUCAACUGUUGGAUCGCGUGUAUGUUGAGCUGGAUCCCAGCACGGAUGGGUUCCGAGUGGAAAAAGUGUUGCCGUGUGCUCGCCUGAUCUACAACCAGCCGGGCAUCACCUAUGCUCUCGUUAGAUUGCCUGAAGACCCCCUCAUGGCAUCUUCCUGCAGCUUCUCUGCCACUCUAAAGUUUGUGGUGAAGGACUGUGACCCGAACACAUUCGAACCUGAUAGUGAGGAUGGCUUCGAGGACGACUAUGUACUGGAGGACAUUGAGAUUGGGCUGAGUGAUCACGUGAUGAAGUGUCUGAAGGCGAGCUUCGGGGCUGCCUGGGAUUCGAUGGAGAACGAGACAGAGGAGACAUUCGCCAUCCCCUCUGUGAACACUGUGCCUGAGGCAGUGGCCAACAUACUCGCAUUCAUGGGCAUGCAGGCGUGUGAGCGGAGUGACAAGGUGGCCGAAGGGAAGACCAACCACACCCUCUUCCUCUCGGGGGUGUUCCGAGGGGGCAAGGAGGCACUGGUGAAGGUCAAGUUCGCCCAGGUUGAGGGCGUGGCCAUCAAUGUGGUUGCGAGGAGUGUAGACCAGAUUGUCAGUGAUGUCAUUGUGUCUGCAGUGUCAGAAGUGUAAUCAUGGUGGUUUUUAAGUGGGUGGCAAAGACGAAGUGAUUAGAUGGGGGUUUUGAACUAAGCGCAACUAGAAUUAGUGAUCGGAGGGGUCGGUUUUUUGAACUCACGGUAUUGGUACUUGAUGUUAACUCGUAAUUGGCGGAAUUUUUAGUUGAAUC